GCUCCUUAAAGAGGCCGAGGAAACUUCUCCAAAGUCUCUCUGGGACUUUGUUUGGAGAAUAAGAGCGGGCGUAGAGGUUGGAGGGACCUGAGACGCAAGACCAAGACCAAGACCAAAGACAGGAUGAAGACUCUGCUGGUUCUGCUGGUUCUGCAGGCCUUGACGUUUGCGAGUGCACAAAAUGCUGGCAGUCGGUUCACGCGUUACAAGUCAUGGAACUCCCGCAUGUACCCCGUGUGGAAGGAGGGGGACCCAAGGUUUAGGAACUGCUGGGCGGGCGGGGAAGUCACAUUCGAUCUGAAGAACGACGCUCCCACGCUGGUCGGAGCCAAAGCCACCUUCCAUAUUCGCCUGAACUUCCCCCCCAAUCAGACGGCGCUCCCCAACGGGCAGGUGGUCUGGACACGAAACUGCACCGUUAAUGGUAAACAUUACCAGGAGGGCCAGUCCGUGUAUCCUGACCAAAACACAGAGCAGAGCGCGGUCUUCCCUGACGGCACACCUUUCACUGACGCCCGGGACAAGAAACCUCACUACGUGUACGUGUGGAAAACGUUGGGGAAGUACUGGCAGGUGGCAGAUGGACCCUCCUCCUCCCUCACCGUGGCCACAGACAACGUGGCCCUGGGCUCCUACAGCAUGGAGCUGGUCAUCUACCACUGCCGGGGGAAGAACAAGUUCAUCCCGCUGGGCUACGCCUCCACGGUCUUCACCAUCACAGACCAAGUCCCCUUCACCGUGUCCCUCAGCCAGGUCAGUGACAUCAACCAGGCCGACUCCAACUUCAUCCAGAACCGGGCCAUCGCCUUCGGCGUCAACCUCCACGAUCCCAGCCAGUACAUGAGCGGCGCCGACGUCAGCUUCAGCUGGGACUUUGGAGACGGCUCCGGGACGCUCAUCUCCAGGGAGCGCACGGUCACGCACACCUACCUUUCAGUGGGCACCUUCAAACCCCAGGUGGUCCUGAUGGCCAGCAUCCCCAAUGGCUGCACGGCACCCUCUGCUGUGGUUCCUGUUGACGCCUCUGCUGCCUCGCUCGUGGUGGUGACACCUGCACCUGACCCAGCAGCAGAUGUUCCUGCUGCUGAUGCCGACCCAGCAGCCGCAGUAGCAUCAGCAGCAGCAGAAGCAGAAGCUGUUCCUGCCGCUGACACCAACCUAGCAGCAGCAGAAGCAGCAGAAGAUGCAGCAGCAGAAGCAGCAGCAGGUACCACAGAAGAUGCAGCAGCAGAUGCCACAGAAGAUGCAGCAGAAGAAGCAGCAGCAGAUGCCACAGAAGAUGCAGCAGCAGAUGCCACAGAAGAUGCAGCAGCAGAAGCAGCAGCAGAAGCAGAUGCCACAGAAGAUGCAGCAGCAGAUGCUACAGAAGAAGCAGCAGCAGAUGCCACAGAAAAUGCAGCAGCAGAUGCCACAGAAUUUGCAGCAGCAGAAGCAGAAGCAGAAGCAGCAGCAGGUACCACAGAAGAUGCAGCAGCAGAAGAAGUGGAGGCCGCCUCUGUUGCACCUGCAGGAAUCGACACAGCCAUCGUCCCAGCAGAACAGGAUGCAGCUUCCACCGCUGCUCCAGAGGAGGCGGAUGGCGAGGUUCCCACCGCUGAGGAGACGGCAGAAGACGAAGCAGCAGAAGACGAAGCAGCAGAAGACGUGCCUGCGAUCGCCGCCUCAGCAGCACCAGUGGCCGAGGGAGAGGAAGCCGCCGUCGACGCGGCCGCUGCGGUUCUCCCGGAGGAUGUGGACGCUGCAGUCAGCGCCGCUCCAGAAGUUGCUGCUGCAGACGCUGAUGAUGCUGCAGAGCUGCUCCAACCUGACCCUGAAGCUGAUGGUGGAGUUCCUGCAGCCACGGAGAGCACAGCUGGAGAAGAAGCAGCUGAUGCCGAGGCUGAAACGCCUGUGACUGAUGACAACCUUGAAGAUACUGCCGCUCCAGCAGCAGGAGAUGAGGAGAUGGUUCCUACUGAGGUCCAAGCUGAAGGAGAAGAAGUGGCUCUGGUUGUUGUCAAGAGACAAGCAGACUUGUCAGCUGACUGCAUGGUCUACAGAUAUGGCUCCCUCACCACCUCUGUCAAUGUCAUCCAGGGCAUCGAGAGUGUUGCGAUAGUGCAGAUGUCCAACGUGGUUUUGAUGACCAGUCAGUUGGAUCAGAAUGCUGUGGACGUCACCAUCAGCUGCCAAGGAAGUUUACCUAGCGAGGUCUGCACGGUGGUUUCUGACGCCGACUGCGUCACACCCGUGGAGAGCGUGUGCAGCGUGGCCGCGCCCUCUCCCGACUGUCGCCUGGUCCUGCGCCAGUUCUUCAACGACUCCGGCCUCUUCUGCCUCAAUGUCUCCUUGACCAACGACGUCAGUCUGGCCAUGGCGAGCGCUCGGGUCAGCGUGGCAGUCGCCUCCGCCGGCUCCUCAGCGGGAACUGCUGCUUCAGUUCUGGGUGUGAUGGUUCUGGCCUGCGUGGUCUGCUGCAUUGCUUUGAUGUACAGACGCUUCAAACAGUACCAACCACUGAGCGGCGACAGCAAUGGAAACAGCUCGUCAGUGACGUCGGUGCCGUUGCUGCUGUGGAACCUUCUGAUCCGACAAUCGCCCGGAGAGAGUCGCCCACUGCUGCAGGGCAGGAUUGUGUGAAUGUUAUUCAGCUGUUUCCUCUGUCAUCAUCUUGAAAUGCACAAGAGAGCCUCUUUGAAGGACCCAUGCUGUCAUAGAUCUGGAAAUAAUACACAUAAAGUUUGCUCCAAUAUUUGAUCUAAAGUUGAAAUUCAGUCUGUAUUUGUUCAUUUGCCUUUUUGUAUAAUGACCUCAAUUAAAAAUAUUUGCUUCCAAAUGUAAUCAAAGUUCCUAUUUCA
This is a messenger RNA of Entelurus aequoreus (snake pipefish), 2837 nucleotides long. RefSeq names its product premelanosome protein a (gene pmela). Gene Ontology annotation, biological process: melanosome organization. Gene Ontology annotation, cellular component: melanosome. The record is from RefSeq and is a predicted model, not a curated record. Bases 124 to 2619 code for a protein of 831 amino acids. The transcript is spliced from 13 exons. Lineage: Eukaryota; Metazoa; Chordata; Actinopteri; Syngnathiformes; Syngnathidae.